UUAAAUGUUGACAAUAAAUUCAUGAUAUCAAUUGGCGUAUCUUCCUCAUUCACCAAUGUACCACUUAUGCAAACAGUGGCCUUGAUAUGCGAAGAUCUCAUAAGACGAAACAUCGAUGUUGGCAUUCCUAUAUCUUUUAUGGAAUAGCUUCUCUUGAAAUGCACAAUGAAUGUCCACUUUUUAUUUAAUAAGGAACUAUAUAGACAAAUCGAUGGUGUGGCGACGGGAUCACCACUAGGAACUAUUCUAGCCGACAUUUUCUUCGCUAAACUAGAAAAUGGGCCUUUGAAGGAUGCUAUUAAUGAACUCGAAUUCUAUUGUUGGUACAUGGAUGAUACAUUUUUGAUUAUGAAAAAUGAGAAGGAAGCAAAGAACUUCCUGCAUAAUAUUAACGAGGUUCAUCUUGCAAUAAACUUUAUUAAUGAGAAAAAAAUAUAUAGUAUUUCAUUUCUAGACGUCCUUGUGAUCAGAAAAGAGGAUGGUGCAGUCAGAUGAAGUGUGUAUAGAAAACCUAUAUCAACGGGUCAGUAUACUCAUUUUCUCAGGUUUGUGCCCUUGA
This is a messenger RNA of Trichobilharzia szidati, 559 nucleotides long. The record is from the annotation of a GenBank genome assembly. NCBI's taxonomy places the organism in Eukaryota, Metazoa, Platyhelminthes, Trematoda, Strigeidida, Schistosomatidae.